Molecule: messenger RNA, 462 nt
Organism: Hyaloperonospora brassicae
Lineage: Eukaryota; Oomycota; Peronosporomycetes; Peronosporales; Peronosporaceae
Source: the annotation of a GenBank genome assembly
AUGACUCUGCUCGUGACUUGCGUGACUACCCCUGACGAAAUGCAGCAAGCAAUGGCUCUGCGCCGCAAAGUGUUUAUCGAUGAGCAGGGAAUACGUGAAGCUGUCGAGACGGAGGAUCCUCACGACAACGAGGCGAGCACGAUCCAUUUCGUGGGUAAAGACUCGGACACAGGCGAGUACGUGGCCGUAGCUCGCUGUUUGCUGGACGAUCAGAAUCGCAAGGCGAAGUUCGGUCGCGUGGCAGUGCUGGUAGAAAGUCGUGGCAGGACUUUUGGGACACAGCUCAUGAAUGCCAUCGAGCAGCACGUGCGCGACCGCGUCGACCAGUUUGUUCUGUCUUCGCAGUAUGGACGGAAAGCGUUCUACGAAAAGUGCGGCUACAGCUGCACGAGCGACGAGGUGUACUUGGAAGAGGGCAUUAAGCACUGCUCCAUGGUCAAGUCAGCUGUGAAGUCGGACUAG